AUGAGUUUCUACCAACCUUCGCUGUCGCUAUAUGAUGUGCUAGAUGCACUACAGGCACCACGCCAACGCCAGCCACGGGCCUACGGCUCCUAUGGCUCCUAUGCCCCCUAUGGCACUUAUGGCACGCAUGGCACGCAUGGCUCUUCCUACCCCUACGGUCAGCGCCACCCAUUGCACCACGUAAGGAGCACCCCGUACUACAGGUUUGGCAACCCUUACUACUACAGUCCCGAGUACUACGAAGACGAGGACGAGGACGAAGGUGAUGACGUGCAGGACGGUGACGAGGACGUCGAGAUGGGCGAGAAGCCCUCUUACUACCACGAUAACUCAGGCAAAGCCGCUAGGAAUGCGCAGGAGCACGAACAACAGUACCAGGCUGACAACGGCCUUGUGGACAUCCUGAACGCGUUGCUGGGUGGAUACCCACCAAUGGGCAGCACAGUGCAGCUAGGGCCACAAGGGCAACAGCAAAGGCAGCAACAACAACAGCAACAAGAGGAGCCAGAAGUCGAGGAGCCACAGGAACCUAAACAGAAGCCUGCCGCAGUGCAACAACCAGAGCCACAAGCUCAGGAAACUCCACAAGAAAGCAAGCCACAUAGCGAGUCGAAACCUGCGCAGCAACCAAAGUUGAAGAAAAGAGCCUCGUCUUCUGCGUUCGUGCACCAACAGGCUCCAUCCCCUGUCCCUGAUCCUUUGCAGAUCUCCAAGCCGGAGACCCGACUAGACCUCCCAUUCUCCCCCGAGGUCAACCUGUAUGACACCGAGGACACAUACCAUGUUGUGUUGGCCUUGCCAGGUGCCUGUUCCAAGGCAUUCCGCAUCGACUACCACCCAUCCUCUCACGAGUUGCUCAUCAAGGGUAAUAUCGAGGACAAGAUCGGAAUCGAUGAGAAGUACCUAAAGAUCACCGAGCUGAAAUACGGUGCCUUUGAGAGAACCGUGAAGUUCCCUGUGCUACCACGUAUCAAGGACGAGAGCAUCAAGGCCAGUUACUCGAACGGCCUGUUGCACAUCAAGGUCCCAAAGAUCCUCGACGGCACCGAGAAACCAGCUCCAAAGAAGAGAAUCACCAUCGAGGAUGUCCCAGAUGAAGAGCUCGAGUUCGAAGAGAACCCAAACCCUGUCCAGGCAUGA
Molecule: messenger RNA, 1140 nt
Organism: Nakaseomyces glabratus
Lineage: Eukaryota; Fungi; Ascomycota; Saccharomycetes; Saccharomycetales; Saccharomycetaceae
Gene: HSP42
Product: heat shock protein HSP42
Source: RefSeq, a predicted model, not a curated record